Molecule: messenger RNA, 1299 nt
Organism: Corticium candelabrum
Lineage: Eukaryota; Metazoa; Porifera; Homoscleromorpha; Homosclerophorida; Plakinidae
Exons: 3
Coding region: 56-1123 (355 amino acids)
Biological process (GO): protein homooligomerization
Molecular function (GO): protein binding
Source: RefSeq, a predicted model, not a curated record
UCUUAUUCACCUCGUUAGGUUCUGCAUGCUGGGUCUAUACGUGUCUCUUUAGAAGAUGAACUCAAGAAAGAGGCAUCGCAAGAACUACGAAUACGAGACGAGCAAACCGACUUCAGCUCAAAAUCUGGACGAAUUCGCCACUGAAUUGGCACAAACGGCACAAUACUUUGCAAUUGUUGAUGAAGAGGGCCCUUAUGAUCAGGAUGACUGCACGUGCACGUGGAAGGCAGAUUUAGUUGAAGAGCUGGACACGUUGACACGAACAAGUAAAAGAAAGUUUCAGAAGUUUGCAGACGAGAUCAAACAAAGAGCAAAAGCAGUAGUGGCUGCAGAAGCAAAGCUAGGUAAAAAAAGAAGAAAGGUAGAAGACGACAUAAAACAAAUGCAACAACGUCUAAAAGAUGAAAAGAAAUCUAUGAAGAACGUUUACAAAUUUCAGUGUAGCCAAGUCAAAUUGAAUGUGGGAGGUCACAAGUUCUCCACAUCUCUCACAACACUGAGAAGUCAACCAGACUCUAUGCUAGCAGUUAUGUUUAGUGGACGUCAUCAACUCGCGACUGAUGAAGAUGGAGCUUACUUUAUUGAUAGAGAUGGUACACAUUACAGGCAUAUUCUCAAUUACUUAAGAGAUGAUACCAAUCUUGAAGUGACUCUUCCACAAACAAAAAGAGAGCAGACUGAGCUAUUUAAAGAGGCUCAAUACUGUCAACUGAACAAACUUGAAACCAGAAUUUGGAAGAUGAUGUUGCCACGUGUUACUCAAGAGCAGUUGAAUAUGUAUUUUAUCAACAACCAUGGGAAUAUGUACAAUCACCAGUACCAGUAUAACUAUUUUUCAACUGCCAGUAAUUAUGAUAGAUACCGAAAUCAAACGGUAAGACAGACCAGUACGACAAUGUCACUUGAUGAGCAUGAUUUGUCGGGAUUAAACUUUUCAAAGACACACUUUUUUGUGCUGGAAUUUCCUUCAAAAGAUCAUGUUUGCAACAAGCUAACUUCUCUGGGUGCUGGUUUCAAGCUGAUUGUCCUGUUGAUUUUUCGGAUGCUGAUCUAUCAGAAGCCAAUUUUCAAAAUUGUGAAGGUCUCACCACAGGAGGAGUCAAUUUCAAAGGAGCCGUACUGAAUAACGCAAAGUUUGACGAUGGUGUGAAAAAAAAACUGCUUGCAAAUCUAAAACUACAGUCAAAAGAAAAAUGACGCAUUUGUAUGUUCCUUAGCUGCUUCUUGAUCAACUUCAUGUGAUAACUCUUAUUAUAUGCUGUGGUUGUAUCGACUGGUGUAGUCAAGAAAAAAUUUGCU